AUGACGCACAUCGCAGGCAUCAUCAGUUCCGGCAUGAGGCGGCUAAGAUCUGCUCUAAGCCGGUCCGUCAAAACGGCGCAGUCCCCGCGCGCCAUCCACGAAGAGAGCAUCGCGCGAUAUCGCCCCGGAGGCUACCACCCCGUCCGGAUCGGUGAUGUCUUCAACAAUGGCAAGUACAAGAUCGUCAGUAAGCUCGGCUACGGUGUUUAUUCCACGGUGCGGCUUGCAUGUAACCAAGAGACGAAGCGGCAUGUCGCCCUCAAAGUACUCACCGCCGACUCGUUUGGCAACGGGAACGACACGUUCGAGCUGGAAACCCUCAUGCGCCUGAAACCCUGUACCGCAUCGCCCAUGUCGCCACCAGGGGCAGCCCAUGUUCUCGGGCUUCUUGACCAGUUUGAGCAUCGCGGACCCCAUGGAAACCAUGUCUGCCUCGUCUUCAAGGCCAUGGGGCCGGAUCUGUCCCGAUUUCGAAGGCUCUUCCCGGAUCUGAGGCUGCCGCCGCCCCUGGUCAAGAGCGUCUCGAGACAACUUCUCCUCGCUCUUGCCCAUCUUCACGACACAUGCCAGGUUACACACGGGUUAGUGACAGCCCGCGGGGCCCGUCGAGGGCCUUCCGCGGUCUCUGUUUAUCCGCCCUCCUUGAUUAUGAGACUGACGGAAGACUCAGACAUCAAGCCGACAAACAUCCUCAUCGAAAGCCCCGCCAUCAACGACAUGUUUGAAAACGUACCCUCGGAGGCUUUCUCGCCGCAAGACCCCCCGUUGCCGCCGCCGCAAGACUUCUACAUGAGGUCGACACAGGUUACGUCACGCGAAGAGGAUCUCGCCCGGUCUACCGAGCUUUCUGUGCGGCUCACUGAUUUUGGCACAUCUAAUCGGUUCGACAAGCACCUGACGGAAUGGAUUCAGCCUGAUAUGCUCCGCGCCCCCGAGGUGAUACUCGGAGCCGAAUGGGAUCGCAAGGUCGACAUUUGGAAUCUCGGGCUAAUAAUAUGGGAGCUUGCCCAAAGUCGCCUGCUUUUCGACGGGACGUGGGCGCCGCGAGACUCCUAUACGCCCGAGGCACACCUAGCGCAAAUGACGGCGGUCCUGGGUGCUUUCCCGGAACGAUUGCUGGCUCGGUCGAAGAACCGUGACCUGUACAUCGACAGCGAAGGCAAUCUCACGAAGCCCUCGACUUUCCCGCCCGUCUCGUUGGAGCAGUUUUCCAAGAAUCCCAACAUCUCGGCGUCCGAUAGGACGGGUUUCCUGGAACUGGUCACGGCGAUGACGAGGAUCGAUCCGGAAGAACGCCCAGAUGCCCAGACACUCCUGGAAGCUGACUGGCUCAAGCAGGCAUGA
Molecule: messenger RNA, 1344 nt
Organism: Colletotrichum higginsianum IMI 349063
Lineage: Eukaryota; Fungi; Ascomycota; Sordariomycetes; Glomerellales; Glomerellaceae
Product: Serine kinase
Exons: 5
Coding region: 1-1344 (447 amino acids)
Biological process (GO): regulation of mRNA processing; protein phosphorylation; spliceosomal complex assembly
Molecular function (GO): ATP binding; protein kinase activity
Source: RefSeq, a predicted model, not a curated record